Messenger RNA from Magnolia sinica, 1632 nucleotides. Its product is annotated as pto-interacting protein 1-like. Gene Ontology annotation, molecular function: protein kinase activity; ATP binding. The transcript has a single exon. Gene Ontology annotation, biological process: protein phosphorylation. NCBI's taxonomy places the organism in Eukaryota, Viridiplantae, Streptophyta, Magnoliopsida, Magnoliales, Magnoliaceae. The record is from RefSeq and is a predicted model, not a curated record. The coding region runs from base 235 to 1491 and encodes 418 amino acids.
UGCACGUUAAGUCAUUUACCUCACGUUUGAAAAUAAUACCCGAUCACGCGAUGUACCAAAGCGUUCUCCUUCUCCUAACUACCGUACUCUGAACCCACGGCGCAUUAUAGCAAAGUGCCCUUUCUUCCCAGACUCCCUCUCACCCUCCAGAAACAAAACCCCCAGCAACUCUCUCUCUCUCUCUCUCUGUGUCUCUGUUUCUCAUCCCAAACCCGACUUCCUUUCUUCCGUCACAUGUGUAAUUUCCUCCGUCAUAUGUUUAAGACCAAAACCCGAGCCGACGCGACGGAUCCAACUCCAUCCAUCUCCAACCGCACCACCCGCCGAACCCCUCCCUCCUCCUCCACCACCUCCACCUCCACCUCCACCGCUACUACCAGCUACGGCGCCACCGAUUCUGCCCGUGCCACCUCAUCCGCCGCCACCAGCACCUCUGCCUCGAGCCACUCCUCCCUCGCCAGCCUCCGUUCCUCCUUGCCGGAAAACUCCCACAUCUAUUCCUUCUCUGAGAUCUCCUCCGCCACCAACAACUUCCUCUCCAAACCCAUCUCCUCCUCCACCUGGCGCUGUACCCUCCGCUCGAAACCCACCGCCGUCGUCCAGCGCCGGCUCCGCCGCCCCCUCGACUCUACCCAACUCCGCUUCCUCCUCUCCUCCAUCUCCCGUACCCAUCAUACCAGCAUCAUCAAGCUCCUCGGAGCCUGCAUCUCCGGCGACUUCAUCUACCUCGUCUACGACUUCGCCUCCGGCGCCACCCUCUCCACCGCCCUCCGUAACCCCCAAAACCCCAGCUUCACCCUCCUCCCCUCCUGGCUCUCCCGAAUGCAGAUCGCGACGGACCUCUCCCAAGGUCUCGAGUACAUACACCAUUCCUCCGGUGAAAAUAUCAUCCACAACCACAUCAAAUCCUCUGCCAUCAUCGUCUCCGAUCCCUCCCUCAAUGCCCGGAUCUGCCAUUUCGGCGCGUCCCUGCUGACCGGAGAAACCCCGGAAGCGUCAUCGUCGUCGUCGUCGUCCUCGACAUUGCAGAGAUCUGAUUCUAGGGCUUCGAGGGUGGAAGGGACGCGAGGGUACAUGAGUCCGGAGUUUUUAACGGCUGGGAUCAUUUCUCAGAAAUCGGAUGUGUAUGCGUUUGGGGUUGUGAUUUUGGAGCUGUUUUCAGGAGAGGAGCCUUUGAAGUAUAGAUUCGAUGGAAGGAGAGGGGAUUAUGAGAGGAUUUCGCUGAUUGAGACUGCGAGGGAUGCUUUGGAGAGAAAUGAGGAUGGGAUGCUAAGGCGGUGGAUGGACCGGAGGAUGAAGGACUCUUUUCCUGCCGAGGUCGCGGAGAAGAUGAUACGUCUUGCUCUGGAUUGUGUCCACGUGGAAGCUGAUAAACGGCCGGAUAUAAGUCGGGUGGCCGGGAAGGUGUCGAAGCUGUAUUUGGAUUCGAGGGUCUGGGCGGAGCGGAUGAAGAUUCCCACCGAAAUUUCAGUGUCCCUGGCGGCUCGCUGAAGGUGGCGAUGCACGUGGGGUCCGCGGACAGUUCUUUACCCACGUGCGAAUGUGGCCCCGGAGCCGUUACUUGCGGCCGGACGACAAUUGCCUGCGGCCAAGGGCUGAUUCCCUCCUGCCUAAGGAUUUGCUAAAUCCACC